Messenger RNA from Vigna angularis (adzuki bean), 2345 nucleotides. RefSeq names its product mechanosensitive ion channel protein 2, chloroplastic. Lineage: Eukaryota; Viridiplantae; Streptophyta; Magnoliopsida; Fabales; Fabaceae. The coding region runs from base 264 to 2159 and encodes 631 amino acids. Gene Ontology annotation, cellular component: membrane. Gene Ontology annotation, biological process: transmembrane transport. The record is from RefSeq and is a predicted model, not a curated record. The transcript is spliced from 12 exons.
CUUGGAAGUAUACAAAUUUGCGUUUCUAAGAAUUCGCGAUUCUUCCGUUACUGAGAAGAGGAUUAUUUUCUUUCUUUUCUCCCACGUCUUCGGAAUAUUGUCAGUAUCAGACAUCAGCGUAUCUCUCUGUCCUAGUCCCUUAGGAACAUCAUGUAUGCAUUUGCUCUGAGAACUUCUAGUCUCUUCGCUUCUAACAUUACCGGGUUUGUCUCUCAUACAGGUUAAGUAGGCAAAAUUUAAAGUAGUUUCGAUUUGUUGGUAAGAUGUUGUGCUCAUCGCGUAACCUUGGACUUCAUUUCACUUCAAUUGGACUGUCUCGCGACGUUAGGCUGUACAAUAAUCAUGGAAGCUGUUGCUUUUAUACGUUUGGUGGUGGCAUACCUAAAAUCAUGAGGAGAUUGACAAGGAGAGCAAUCAUGAGGAGUCUGACAAGGAGAUCGGUCCCCACGAUGGUGAUGACCAUGGACAUGGUGGCAAUGUCAAGGUCAUAUAAUAUAGCAGGAAAACCAAUCGCGAUUCCAUUCAUCCCUGCCCUUGGUAUUAUUGGGUUUGCUGUUUUUGGUCUCAAGCCUCUUGUGCGCCUGAGCAGGAAGAUGUUUUGCCAAGAAAGUACUGAUAGAAGUUGGAAGAAAAGUAGUUCAUAUUAUAUUUUGACAUCUUACUUUCAACCUAUGCUGCUGUGGACUGGAGUGAUGCUCAUCUGCAGGGAUUUAGAUCCAUUAGUCCUACCAUCAGAAACUAGUCAGGCUAUGAAACAACGGCUGCUGAGUUUUGUAAGAUCUUUGUCAACCGUGCUUACUAUUGCUUACUGUUCUUCAAGCUUAAUUCAACAGGCACAAAAAAUUUGUAUGGAUGCAAAUGACUCCUGUGAUGAAAGAAAUAUGAGCAUUGAUUUUACUGGGAAAGCUGUAUACACUGCAAUUUGGGUUGCUGCUGUGUCAUUGUUCAUGGAGUUACUGGGUAUCUCCACACAGAAGUGGUUGACUGCUGGUGGUUUGGGCACAGUAUUGAUUUCCCUUGCAGGUCGCGAGAUAUUUACAAACUUCCUUUCAAGUAUAAUGAUUCAUGCAACUCGGCCAUUUGUUGUGAAUGAGCGGAUUCAAACAAAAAUUAAAGGAUAUGAGGUUACUGGUAAAGUUGAGCAUGUUGGCUGGUGGUCACCAACAAGAAUUAGAGGUUCUGAUUGUGAAGCAGUUCAUAUUCCUAAUCACAAUUUGAGUAUAAAUGUUGUGAGGAAUCUUAGUAAGAAAUCUCAUUGGCGUAUAAAGACUCACCUGGCUAUCAGUCACUUGGAUGUUAACAAGAUUAAUAGUAUAAUAGCUGAUAUGCGCAAGGUUUUGGCCAAAAAUCCUCAAGUAGAGCAAAGAAAAUUGCACAGAAGGGUUUUUCUAGAGAACAUUGAUCCAGAAAAUCAGGCUCUUAUGAUAUUGGUGUCCUGCUUUGUUAAAACUUCACGUUCUGAAGAGUACCUACGUGUAAAGGAGGUAAUCCUCUUGGAUCUUCUCAGAGUUAUAAGUCAUCAUCGAGCUCGGCUAGCCACACCCAUCCGCACAGUUCAAAAAAUGUGCAGUGAUACUGAUUUCGAUAUUGAUCCAUUUGAUGACACAGUUUCUUCUCGUUCCAGAUCAACGAAAAACCGUCCUUUUGCACUGAUAGAUCCACCUUAUAAAGUUAAACCGUCAUCUCAUUCAACUAUUACAAAUGAGGACAGAGAUAGUAAGACAGAUGAAACCUUGCCAUCUGACUUCAAAGUAGACUCUGAUGAAUUUUCUGUGACACCAAGUUCGGUCCAGAAGACCUCCAAAUCCAAAAAGUCCAAAAAGGAAAGAACAGGAAACACUGCAAAGGAAACAUCCAAAAUUUUGCCAACAUCCAAUGAGUCUGGUUGUGGAGAGACUACAACACCAUCAAAGCUAGAUGAUGAGAAAUCUGUUGUUUCAGAGCCUUCAUCAUCAUCAUCAUCAUCAUCACUUAGUCAUUCUUCAGAUGAGAAUAUUACUCUUGAUGCUGCUCUGCUGGGCACAGAGAGAAGAACUAUUGCAGUUGAUGAAGAAUUGGUUGAUUCUAUCCCUUCAGAAUCACAAGAAGUUGCAUCCCAUCAGAAUGGGAGCGAACCUCCUAUUGGCAAGGAUAAGAAGGAUGAGCAGAAUAGAUGUUGAUGUUUAAAUAGAGUAGCUACUUUUUUGUUGAUGUUAACACAAAAAUGAUCUAGCUUUCUUUUUUUAAGCUGGGCAUUGUGCAAUGUAUUAUCCAUUUGUAGAUUAGUGGGAAACAAUUCUCUUUUGUACAUCACAAAUUAUGUUCAUAUCUAAUAUCUAUCUCUAUAAUAUUUUAAACCGUCCAAC